AUGUCUGAGCAAUUGAAUCCUGUCGCCUUGGUCGUUGGCGCAUCUCGGGGCAUCGGCCGCCAAGUUGCCAUUGACCUGGCCAAAAAUGGGUACAAAGUUGUUGUGGCGGCCAAAACUGUCAGCAUUGGAAAUGAAACGUCUCCUUUCCCACCUGAUCCCAAUUCUAAACAGUCAACUAUUACAACUGUGACCCGCGAGAUCCGUGAAGCUGGUGGAGAGGCAACGGCAAUCCAGGUUGAUACAAGAAGCCCCGAGAGCAUCACGAACAUGGUUGACUCUACGGUGAGAACAUACGGAUCACUAGAUGUGUUGAUCUAUAACCCAGGUGCCAUUUGGUGGUCCUCGGUUGAGAAGACACCCCUAAAGCGCUUCCAGCUCCUUUCGAGUGUGAACAUGGAAGGCUUGUACGCUACUAUCCAGGCUGCGUUUCCGUAUUUUGAGCGCGGUGGCUGGAAGUCCCGGGUCAUAGUAGUGAGCCCUCCUAUUUACUCUCGCUUCUUCAGAGGAAAGACGGCGUAUGCGAUGGGGAAAGUUGCAAUGUCUGUACUUACCAAAGGGUUGGCUGUGGAUUGGAAGAGAGAAGGGAAGAAUGAUAUGGCCAUCACCAGCAUUUGGCCUGCUGUGGCGAUUCAAUCAGCGGCGACACCUGAUCCGAGGAUGCUGUCGGAUUUGAGAAAACCGGUCCGUCUAUUUAUUGAUUCCGCCACUUACUUCAAGGAGCUAACGAACGGCCAGACAAUCUUCUCGGACGCGAUCCUAGAGUUGCUAAAGGCGCCUCCGGAGCAGAUCAACGGAUGUCUCGAGCUUGAUGAAGAUUUCCUACGCAAAAGAGGAGUAACCGACUUCUCCAAGUACAGCGUGGUGCCUGGCACAAACCCGCGACGAAUGCUCCCAGCUACCCUUCCGGAUUUGACAGUGCCGGAAGAAGAGGAGGAGGGGAUACGGAUUGAUAGCGCGAAGAUGAAGUCCAGCCUGUAG
This is a messenger RNA of Clonostachys byssicola, 978 nucleotides long. The record is from the annotation of a GenBank genome assembly. Lineage: Eukaryota; Fungi; Ascomycota; Sordariomycetes; Hypocreales; Bionectriaceae.